GUCAGGCCAGCCCUUUUGCAAAGAAGAAGGCGGGAGCUGCCCCUGGCGUGCGGGUCCUGUGGGUCGCAGAGGCAGGGGACGGGAACGUGGGUUUCUGGCCUCAUCUGUCUUCCAAGCUACAGGGGAGAAAGGCCAGGAUGGUGGACGCUUUCUGUGCUACCUGGAAGCUGACGGACAGUCAGAACUUUGACGAGUACAUGAAGGCCCUAGGCGUGGGCUUUGCCACUAGGCAGGUGGGGAACGUGACCAAGCCGACAGUGUUUAUCAGCCAGGAGGCGGGCAAGGUGGUGAUCAGGACCCGGUGCACGUUCAAGAACACGGAGAUCAGCUUCCACCUGGGAGAGGAGUUUGACGAGAUCAGUGCAGACGACAGGAAGUGUAAGUCUCUUGUCUGCCUGGAUGGAGACAAACUCAUUCACACACAGAAAUGGGACGGCAAGGAAACAAAAUUUGUGAGAGAAAUUAAGGAUGGCAAAAUGGUCCUGACUCUCACUUUUGGCGAUGUUGUCUGCGUUCGCCAUUAUGAGAAGGUGUAGAGCAGCCCGAGAGGGGUCGGAGCAGCUCUCCGAUGAUUCUCUUGACUCACCUGCAGCUGUGCUGAUCCCUGACCAGAAUGAAGGUCAUCCUUGAGAUGGAGACAGAGGACGGUGACUGAAACCCGUGUUAACCCAAACAACUAGCUCAAUUUUGAUAUGCAAGUUAUCAUGCGUUAUGAUUUCCGUUAAAAUAUCAUCACAACUUUAUCAUAAAAAAUUGAAUAAAUUUUAUAAUUUCCUUCAGAAUACAAAGCAAAUUGUAAUA
This is a messenger RNA of Fukomys damarensis (Damara mole-rat), 801 nucleotides long. It is a transcript of the gene Fabp7, whose product is annotated as fatty acid binding protein 7. The record is from RefSeq and is a predicted model, not a curated record. The transcript is spliced from 4 exons. Bases 138 to 536 code for a protein of 132 amino acids. Gene Ontology annotation, cellular component: cytosol; nucleus. NCBI's taxonomy places the organism in Eukaryota, Metazoa, Chordata, Mammalia, Rodentia, Bathyergidae. Gene Ontology annotation, molecular function: fatty acid binding. Gene Ontology annotation, biological process: fatty acid transport.